Messenger RNA from Triticum aestivum (bread wheat), 600 nucleotides. RefSeq names its product geraniol 8-hydroxylase-like. Lineage: Eukaryota; Viridiplantae; Streptophyta; Magnoliopsida; Poales; Poaceae. The transcript has a single exon. Bases 46 to 600 code for a protein of 184 amino acids. The record is from RefSeq and is a predicted model, not a curated record. Gene Ontology annotation, molecular function: oxidoreductase activity, acting on paired donors, with incorporation or reduction of molecular oxygen; iron ion binding; monooxygenase activity.
UUCUCUGCUGGUAGUGACACAAGCUCUAGCACGGUGGAAUGGGCAAUGACGGAGCUUCUCCAAAACCCAUCAUCAAUGUCUAGAGCUUGCAACGAGCUUGCAGAAGUUAUUGGACCCAAAAUAAACAUUGACAAAGAUGAUAUUGUUUGGUUGCCCUAUCUCCAAGCUGUUAUAAAAGAGACUUUUAGACUUCAUCCUCCUGGCCCGAUCUUGUUGCCACGCAAACCCGAGAGAACAUUGCAAAUAGCAAGUUACACAAUACCUAAAGAUUCACGUGUGUUCAUAAACAUAUGGGCGUUAGGUCGAGAUAAUGAUGUAUGGACUGAACCUGAGAAGUUCAUGCCAGAGAGGUUCCUGGGUUCACCAGUUGAUUUUAAGGGUGCCAAUUUUGAGCUCCUUCCAUUUGGUGCCGGACGUCGGAUCUGCCUUGGAAUGCCAUUGGCUAUUAGGAUGGUGCAUUUGGUCUUCACUUCGUUGUUAAAUCAAUUUAAGUGGAGCCUCCAUGUUGAGCUUGAAAGGGAUGGGAUUGAUAUGGAAGAAAAGUUUGGCCUAUCACUUACGAAGGUCGUGCCCCUUCGUAUUGUACCAACACCGAUUUGA